CGGAAGCUCUUCUCUGACAGUACAAGGAAUACACCUCGAAUGUUUGAUUGUUCUCAAGUUCCCUUAUUAACGCUCUUUAUUGAUCCCGACCAUGUCAUCUUGGCUAGCUGGCCUCCCUUCUCCAGGGGAAUUUUUCCCGCCCACGCCCCGAGUUUCGAGCUUUUUGAUGAACUUCUACAGAAUAUGGCCAAUUUUGUCAAUUUUACAAUGGACGCCUUUGAGGAGCCUCCAAGCGAUGGGCAAGACGUCCUCCAAUUCGCGAUUCAACAUUCCUGGUCGACUUGCAUGGUCGAUCGCCGAAGGCGCUGGGCCGCUCAAUCUUCUCUACAUCCUCUACACCCUCCCAGCAAAGCUGAAGCCUACCCCGGAUGCAUCAACCAGUUUCAUGGGUACAGGACUCCCAGCACAGUCUGAAAUCCUGGCGUGUUUGUACCUCGCUCACUACCUGAACCGAGCAUUCUACACUCCAUGGUUUGUUGCUGCGAGCAUGUCGCCCAUCCAUCCGAUUAUAGCCCUCUUCAUGGGCGUCCACCAGUACUUGAACUCGAGCAACAUUGCCUAUGGUCUAGUAUAUUCCGUUCGGAGUGAUGAAGCCCAGGAUCAUCGCCAACUCUUUUCUUAUGGCUCUGUCCUUGGCACCAUCAUUGGACUCGCACUUUUCUCCGAGGGACUAUGGAGAAACAUGAGCUCAGAGGCAAUACUGCACAACAUGCGGCGAGAUGCAGCAAAACGCAAGGCAAGAUCAGAAGGCAAGGUCGAGAUCAGCUAUGACAAGGUGUAUGUUAUUCCUCCACCGCAGGGAUACUUUCGAAACAUUCUUUGUCCACACUACGUCUGGGAAUGGAUUGAGUGGGCGGGAUAUUACAUCCUCGGAGGGACUUGGGGACUCGGCUGGGGAUGGCAAAGCCCAGCCUUGUGGUUCGUUAUUGUUGAGGUGACCACAAUGCUACCAAGAGCCGUGACACAGCGGAACUGGUACAUGGAGAAGUUUGGGAAAAGGGCUGUUGCUGGAAGAGCUGCUGCUAUACCUGGUGUCUUGUAGAUAUUCGGUUCUCAACCUACGCUUUCAUAUAGGGUCUUUUUGCCGGACGAGCAUGUGAAGGAGGGUGAAUGGCUCUACAUAAGCGAAGACCCCAAAUACUCCGUAGCCAGCACGAUAUUAAUCCUCACCGAUCAUGGCGUGAUAACCAAAACCCUCGGAAGCGAAAGGAACAAGCUCCCGAGAGGCGGCUUUGAGUGGUGGGUGUCGCCGGUACCGCAGUGUUAGGCACUUCUAGCCAGGUAUGAAUAGGCAGUACUAGACGUGAUUAGGCAUCCGUCAGGCAUUGUUAGGUACCCCGCUGACCCCUCCGAAGGUCCCUUGUGCCUCUAGUGGCCAAUCUUUCCGAAGUCAGCGAAGUCUGAGAUGAGUCUAACUGAGUGCAGAGAAACAUC
Messenger RNA from Exophiala oligosperma, 1434 nucleotides. RefSeq lists its product as uncharacterized. The coding region runs from base 92 to 1042 and encodes 316 amino acids. Gene Ontology annotation, molecular function: oxidoreductase activity, acting on the CH-CH group of donors. NCBI's taxonomy places the organism in Eukaryota, Fungi, Ascomycota, Eurotiomycetes, Chaetothyriales, Herpotrichiellaceae. The transcript has 2 exons. The record is from RefSeq and is a predicted model, not a curated record. Gene Ontology annotation, biological process: lipid metabolic process.